CUUCACUCUUUCAUUCGCCAAUUUCGCCUGCCUCUGAACAACUCCCGGUAAAAGUACGUCUGGACACUUUCAACUCGGUUAUGUGAGGAGAAAAGUGUUGAAAAAAGCAUAUAGUUUGAGCUGUGUGCAUUCCUUAUCGGUGGUAAUAUACCAAAUAUACGAUUAAAACCAACAGUGAACGAAGCGGAGGAAAACACCCAAAAGUGGAAGAGUUUGAAAGUCAGUUUAACGCCAAACUUCCCUUGGCGUCCUAUUACGGGGAUUUAAGAAAACUAUGCAGGCAGACUGGCUUAUGGAUUAUGAAGAACGCACACAAUUGUACAGAUUGCCCUGAAUAACUGCGAGAAUACACCCACUUUCAUGCACCUUUGCUAAAUCCAUCUCAUCUGCUCGCACCCUUGUGUUUCGCACUACUGCUAAAAGAUGUUGUCUAGGCUGAGCGAGUGGUUCUGGAACGAGAGGCUGUGGUUUCCAGAAGGACUGGGUUGGGCUGACCUGGAGGAUCGUGACGGUCUCACCUACUCCAAGGCAUCCGACCUCUGGGUGACCCUGCCCAUCGCCCUCGCCUUCCUCAUCAUACGACAGAUCUUUGAGAGGACGGUGGCCAUUCAACUGGCCGCAGCUUUGGGCGUAAAGGAGAAAGUCAGAGUGCAAGCGGCGCACAACCUCACGCUGGAGUCGUACUUCAGAAUCACAAGUAAAAAUCCCAAACAGAGCGAAAUCGAGAGUUUAGGUAAAAAGACCGGGUACUCAGAAAGUCAGAUCCACAGAUGGUUCAGGCGACGAAGGAAUGAAGAGCGACCCAACAAGCUGAAGAAGUUCAGAGAGGCCAGUUGGAGAUUUACCUUUUACCUUCUUGCUUUCAUUGCUGGCCUUGCUGCACUUAUUGAUAAACCUUGGCUCUACAAAAUGAAGGAGAUGUGGGCAGGGUUUCCAAUGCUGCCGCUGCUGCCUUCUCAGUACUGGUACUACAUGAUUGAACUAGGCUUUUACAUGUCCCUCCUCUUCAGCGUCGCAUCAGACAUCAAGCGAAAAGACUUUAAAGAACAAAUAGUGCACCAUGUUGCCACCAUCCUGCUGAUUAGUUUCUCCUGGUGUGUGAACUACAUCAGAGCAGGAACCCUCAUUAUGCUGGUGCACGACGCCUCCGACUAUCUGCUGGAGUCUGCCAAAAUGUUUAACUACGCCGGCUGGAGAAAAGCGUGCAACUACAUAUUCAUCGUAUUUGCUGUCAUCUUCAUCAUCACCAGACUCAUCAUCUUCCCAUUUUGGAUUUUGCAUUGUACUUGGGUGUAUCCGGUGACCGUUUAUCCUCCGUUCUUUGGAUAUUACUUCUUUAAUGGGCUGCUGUUUGUGCUGCAGUGUCUGCACAUCUUCUGGGCCGUGCUCAUUCUGCGUAUGGCCAUCAAAUUCUUGCCAGGCAAUAAUAUUGUGGAGGACGAGAGGAGUGACCGAGAAGAAACAGACACGGAGGACGAUGAGGAAGAACAGGAGGACAGGAAAGCGCCAAUGAAAAAUGGACCAGUGCAGAACGGCCACUCUCCUCUAAACAACAACCAUCACCGCAAGACCGAGUGAUACUAGCAGAGACGAGAGAGGAGGUACAACACUCUCCUUCUGGUACACACGGACGAGACCAACAAAUUAACGCCAGGGGUGUUUGAUGGAUUGAAAAGGCCCAGAGCAAACACACACUCACAAUACAUGUAGAUAUAUAUAUAUAUAUAUAUGAUACUAAUUUUUGGAAACCGACAUACUUUGAAAAGGAGGAAAGAUGUAACUUCUUUCCCCUUGCAAACUAUUUAAAACACUAUUAAUAGGCACUGUAUCAUUAAAUAACCCUUUUGUUUGUUCACGGUCUUGUCUAAUGUUAGUGAAUCCAAUGUUCACUUGCUUUACUGGAAAUAUUUCCUCUAGUUUAUUAGGUGUUUAGUGCCUUAUUAGUACAAAGUUGUACUGACGUUCAUAGUUUUCAUUUCCUUUUUGUCUUUUGGGCAUCACACACACACACACUGUUAUCCUCCCUGUACUUGUCAGUAAUACGUUUUUGCAUGUUUUGUCUGGUCAACUGUCAAAUUUCCAAGAAUCCCUCAGUAUUUGACUUCUGAAGUUGCCGGAAACUGACUGGAAGUUUUUGUUUUGUGUCACCCAUUUGUUCACUAUAUAAUAACAAUCUCACCAAGUGACCUUCACACACCUGCUUUACUUAGAAAACUUGAUCUUUCCCCAAUCCAGUUGCACUAAUAAACAUUACUGACCCAGUCUUGCAACACUACCACUUUACAAAGACUCUAAAGAUUUGUGUUGCCAUGAUAUCCCGUCCCAAAGGAGCUAAAUCGGUGUGCUGCUUUUUGCAUUUAACAUUUGUCUGUUGCGUUUGUAACGAAGCAACAAAUGUGUUUGUGAAAGAAUCUCAUAUCUAAUAUUUGUGUUGGUCGGCGUGUGUCCUGUAAUACAUUUCUGUUAAAAAUGCAUUCUUAAAUAUAUUAGUUACAGUUAUUUUAAAGUGGGUUUUUUUUUUAGCAUUCU
This is a messenger RNA of Sinocyclocheilus rhinocerous, 2529 nucleotides long. Its product is annotated as ceramide synthase 2-like. Lineage: Eukaryota; Metazoa; Chordata; Actinopteri; Cypriniformes; Cyprinidae. Gene Ontology annotation, molecular function: sphingosine N-acyltransferase activity; DNA binding. The transcript has 11 exons. The coding region runs from base 424 to 1578 and encodes 384 amino acids. Gene Ontology annotation, cellular component: membrane. Gene Ontology annotation, biological process: ceramide biosynthetic process. The record is from RefSeq and is a predicted model, not a curated record.